Gracilinanus agilis (Agile Gracile Mouse Opossum) is the source of this 1250-nucleotide messenger RNA. It is a transcript of the gene CABYR, whose product is annotated as calcium binding tyrosine phosphorylation regulated. The coding region runs from base 1 to 1161 and encodes 386 amino acids. NCBI's taxonomy places the organism in Eukaryota, Metazoa, Chordata, Mammalia, Didelphimorphia, Didelphidae. Gene Ontology annotation, cellular component: cytoplasm; sperm fibrous sheath. The record is from RefSeq and is a predicted model, not a curated record. Gene Ontology annotation, molecular function: calcium ion binding. The transcript is spliced from 4 exons. Gene Ontology annotation, biological process: sperm capacitation.
AUGAUUUCUUCGAAACCCAGGCUUGUGGUUCCUUAUGGCCUGAAGACUCUACUGGAAGGAGUUAGCAGAGCCAUUCUCAAAACCAAUCCAGCGAACAUCACCCAAUUUGCAGCUCUUUAUUUCAAAGAGCUGAUUUUGUUCAGAGAAGUAAAUUCUUCAUUGGAUAUAAAAGACCUGGUUAAACAAUUUCAUCAAAUCAAAGUAGAGAAAUGGUCAGAAGGAACGACACAGGAGAAGAAAGUAGAGUGCGCAAAAGAGCCAGAACCAUCAGCUGUGCCUUGUGAAGAACCUAAACGGAAGGAGAAGUCUACGGACACGGAGGAAGACAAUAUCUCGGGACCAUUGUUUAGCAACAAAACCACCCAGUUCCCAUCGGUUCACACUGAAAUUGCAGAGCCGGAAGAGACAUCAGAAUCAGUUAGUGAGCCCUCUCCCAAAGCAUCUACCCCUAAGGUAUCCACCCCACCAUCCUCACCAUCUCCACUCGCAGCUGCCUCACCGGAAUUUGCUUAUGUCCCAGCUGACCCAGCACAGCUAGCUGCCCAGAUGUUAGCGAUAGCAGCAAGCGAAGCAGGACAACCACCACCAUAUUCUAACAUGUGGACCCUUUAUUGUCUAACUGAUAUGAACCAACAAAGCCGCCCAUCACCGCCACCACCUGCACCUGGGCCUUUUCCCCAAGCAACCCUCUAUGUGUCUAAUGCUAAGGAGCCACAGUUUCUGCAGCAUCCACCGAAAGUUACUUCUCCAACUUAUGUGAUGAUGGACGACUCCAAGAGGACCGGUGCCCCACCUUUUAUUUUAGUAGGCUCAAAUGUUCAGGAAACCCAGGAGUGGAAACCUCUUCCUGGACAUACUGUUAUUCCACAGCCAGAUCCCUCCAAGAGAUAUACUGCAGUCCAAGUUCCAAUUGCUGUUCCUGCCGAACAGAAAUUCCAGAAACAUGCCCCAGCCCCCCCGAAUGGUAACUCUCCUCAGAGUGGACAAGAACCCCCCAGGCCACAAAGCCCAGUUUUUCUUUCUGUUGCUAUCCCAAUAGAAGAUGUAGGCAAAAAGGGUUCAGGAUCUGGUGACAAACGUACCCCCUUUGCAGGAAGUUACGGUAUUGCUGGAGAAAUUACCGUGACUACUGCCCAUCUUCGCAGAGCAGCAGAAUCUUAAACUGGUUGGUAAUUUUCCCAACCAUAGGGUGUGACCUUUUGGAGGAAGUCUGGAAAUCUUACCACUGAACUUCAGAAUCUUGAUUUGUU